This is a messenger RNA of Osmerus eperlanus (European smelt), 1661 nucleotides long. Its product is annotated as dual specificity protein phosphatase 14-like. The record is from RefSeq and is a predicted model, not a curated record. Lineage: Eukaryota; Metazoa; Chordata; Actinopteri; Osmeriformes; Osmeridae. Gene Ontology annotation, molecular function: MAP kinase tyrosine/serine/threonine phosphatase activity. Gene Ontology annotation, biological process: protein dephosphorylation. The coding region runs from base 399 to 1127 and encodes 242 amino acids. Gene Ontology annotation, cellular component: cytoplasm. The transcript has 2 exons.
UUUAUGGGGACAUUACUCCUGGACAUUCAGUGUAGAUGUUAUAAUUCCCUGCCAGGGAGUAGAUCCCAGCAUGUGAGUCUGACAUCUCACACUACCCGUCAAGGGGAGCUUGUGGAGUUCCAUGUGCGUAGUGCUAAUAAUAGCCUCAGAGCACGUUUGUGGCUAUAUACAGCCAUUUCCAACAGAGGCUUAAGAGAGUCACACAAGUCAGUUCAUGUGCCCAACUGUCCAGCACAGUUUACUCUUACCUGCCCAUCCAGACAAGCAAGUGCGAGCUCAAAAUGUCACCGUCUCUUAGUCUUUAGAAUAUUUUGUAUAGACAAAAUAAUUCGUGUGAAAAAUUAUUCUUAUAAAAGGUAAUGAUGAAAUAACAAACCCAAAAAACAUUUACGCUAUUAAUGCGCUUCCAUAUCCGAAGACUAUUUGGUUACGUGUUUUUCCUGUUUCCAACACCCACCAAUCCGUGCCUUACAACGGUCCUGCUGGUGAUAUGGCGUCCUCCUGUGACUAUAUCUAAUCAUUUCCAGUUAAGUAGAAAUCGAAACUUAACCCUUCUCAAUAAUUCUGUGUUGGCAAGUUUGUGUUUUUCAGCUCGUUGUCCAUGCCCCAUGUCGGUCUCCCAGAUAACACCCUCUCUCUUUCUGAGCGGUGUGGAUGCUGCUCAGAAGCUAACACUGAUCACCAACAGGAACAUUACUCUGAUAAUAAAUGCCACAGCAGAGCUUAUUGUGUAUCCCAAUUACAAAGGGGUGGAGGUCCUUCAUGUGCCUGUCCAGGAUCAACCUCAUGCCCCAUUGAGACACUACUUUGAAUCUGUAGCUGAGUCCAUCCAUAACAACCAUUCAGGGCACACAUUGGUACACUGCUCUGCUGGCAGGAGCCGGUCUCCUGCCCUUAUCAUGGCUUACCUCAUGAAACACAAAGGGGUCAGUCUACGUCAGGCCCAUGAAUGGGUUCUUGAGAACAGGCCUCACAUUCGUCCCAAUGCUGGAUUUUGGCGUCAGCUGAUGGAAUAUGAGAGAGAUCUUCAUGGGAAAAACACAGUGAGGAUGGUAGCCACAGCUUGUGGGGUAUUCCCAGAGGCCCUUGACAAUGAAGAGAACUCUGCAUACUGCAUGAAUGUUUGACAAAUACUAUGUCUGUGAUUAUUAUAAGUCGUCAGAUUUAUGGGGAGUUUUGAUUUCUUUCUUCUUGGUUGACCUACACACUUCCAACAUUUUGCCAUAUUCAUACACUAACUGAACUUUGUCACUAGCAACAUUCAUGUCAUGAUUGUCAUUGUAGGACAUUUCAUAAAGCAGAGAACAGAUGUAGUGCAAAGUUAAUUAGAACAAAGUUGUUAUUAUUUGAAACAAAACAAAAAAUACUUUUUCAAAAGGCAUUUCAGAGGUUUCUCUCAUCUCAAUCAGCUGUAUUUGUUUUUGUUCACCACUAAAUUCUAAGUCUCAAAUGAACACAUCAUGAACAUCAGCACGGUAAAAUGAUCAGUGUCCUUGUAAGAUGUUCACAUUGUUUCACUCAAUGAAACACAAUGGGCCCAUUGAAUGUUCCCUGUUCAGUAUUGAAAACUUCUCUUUGUCUGAAUGUCAUCCAGAAUCUGCUGCAGCUCCUCAUCUUCAAAACGUCCCUCAAGACUACAAUAAAAAGCAGCAUUUAGUCAA